Molecule: messenger RNA, 583 nt
Organism: Hyaloscypha bicolor E
Lineage: Eukaryota; Fungi; Ascomycota; Leotiomycetes; Helotiales; Hyaloscyphaceae
Exons: 1
Coding region: 134-526 (130 amino acids)
Source: RefSeq, a predicted model, not a curated record
ACGCUCGAUGUUAUCAGGUUGUAAUGCUUUAACCGACUGAUGGCGGCAGUGCUUCGUUUCGAAGGAUGUCAUGCCUGCUUGUCUUUGAUUCGUCAGCUGAAACUCGAGGGAACAAGGUUCUUGAGGUAUUUUGAUGCCAGAUCGACUUCUGCAAGUGCAAUCUAUGUUGACGUCGAAGGAUGUGGCUGUGGAGUCACCAAGUGGCCAUGCACCAAGGCACUGUUGGCGGUGCAUAAACGAAGUCACACUCACUUCUCAUUCUUCACUUCAGGUGCUACUGCAAAUGCCCUCCUAUCUCAAGCGAAGGACAAGUUCUUUCUGGAAUCUGUCCUGUCUAAUGUUCUAUCUGUUCUACAAGAGUAUCAGAAGGUCUUUCGAUCUCAAGGACAUGAUGAAUAUACCCUGGAGAGGGAAUGAGAAAGGUCUCUCUCUCGGAGGUCUUUGUACAAUGUUUCUCAUUGGAAUCACCGCGGCCACCGAGACUGCCUUCGACUCGCAAACCUCCACCGACAUGUUGUCUUCAUGAAUCAUAGCUCAAUGUUCCAUUUUCAACCUGCCAUGUGCAACGGUUUUCGGGUCUACC